This is a messenger RNA of Pteropus alecto (black flying fox), 2535 nucleotides long. RefSeq names its product transmembrane protein 33 (gene TMEM33). The transcript has 7 exons. Gene Ontology annotation, cellular component: endoplasmic reticulum; membrane. Bases 204 to 947 code for a protein of 247 amino acids. Lineage: Eukaryota; Metazoa; Chordata; Mammalia; Chiroptera; Pteropodidae. Gene Ontology annotation, biological process: endoplasmic reticulum tubular network organization; membrane organization. The record is from RefSeq and is a predicted model, not a curated record.
CCCGGCCACUACGGGUGUCCCCGGGGGAGGCAGCUGCACUGGUGCUGGGGAGAACGUACCUCUCUGGAGGAUUGGAGUUCCUGCGGGCGCGCCGGGCUUGUGGCACGGGGCAGAGAAUCCGGUUAUCAGAGCCGUGGCCCCGGCGCUGACCUCUUUUUUUCCCUUCCCGAUUGCAGCGUCCCAGACGCGUGCGUGCGUCCCCCAUGGCGGAUACGGCCCCGAACGGCCCCCAAGGGACGGGCGCAGUGCAAUUCAUGAUGACCAAUAAGCUGGACACGGCAAUGUGGCUUUCUCGCUUGUUCACAGUAUACUGUUCUGCUUUGUUUGUUCUGCCUCUUCUUGGGUUGCAUGAAGCAGCAAGCUUUUACCAACGUGCUUUGCUGGCAAAUGCUCUUACCAGUGCUUUGAGGCUGCACCAAAGAUUACCUCACUUCCAGUUAAGCAGAGCAUUCCUGGCCCAGGCUUUGUUAGAGGACAGCUGCCACUACCUGUUGUAUUCACUUAUCUUUGUCAAUUCCUACCCUGUUACAAUGAGUAUUUUCCCAGUCUUGUUAUUCUCUUUGCUUCAUGCUGCCACAUACACAAAAAAGGUUCUUGAUGCAAAGGGUUCAAAUAGUUUACCUCUGCUGAGAUCUAUCUUGGAUAAAUUAAGCGCUAAUCAACAGAAUAUUCUGAAAUUCAUUGCUUGUAAUGAAAUAUUCUUGAUGCCUGCUACAGUUUUUAUGCUUUUUAGUGGUCAAGGUAGUUUGCUCCAGCCUUUUAUAUAUUACAGAUUUCUUACUCUUCGAUAUUCCUCUCGAAGAAAUCCGUAUUGUCGGACUUUGUUUAAUGAAUUGAGGAUUAUUGUUGAACAUAUAAUAAUGAAACCUGCUUGUCCACUGUUUGUGAGAAGACUGUGUCUCCAGAGCAUUGCCUUUAUAAGCAGACUGGCACCAACAGUUGCGUAGUUUAAUAUCCAGCUAAGUUAUACAUAAUAUAAACAAGCAUUAUUUGCAGCUGGUACUUCUUCUGCUAGGGGUUGUUAAUUCCAGGUUUAAAAUUGACCUCGAUCCAAUUUACAUAAUUUACAUAAAUGCAUAUUAAUGAAAAGUGAUAAUUUUCCUGGCAUGUUAAAUCAAGCCUUUUUGAAAGUUUCCAAGAAAAUUUUACUGUGCUGUGUCAUUAAUGGUUAAGGAAAUUUUUAUCUUGUGAAAAAUGUAUCAAUUUUUUUUAGAUGUUGCUGUGCCUUUAUCAUGAAGUACAUUUAUUUCUCUUGUAAAAAUAGGUCUCAAACUUGUUUUAAUCUAAUUGGUGACCUGAAUUUAUAUCUGGCAUGAGUUCGUUAUGGCAAUAUUAACAUAUGUGAAUUCAGUAUAUUUUGAGACAGUAUUCUUUUGCAUUUACGAAUUUUGGUUGAUGAUUUUAACAGAAACUUCCCACUGUAUUUGAUUUCAAAUUGUUAUUAAAUUGAUUUUGUGUUGCUUUGUUAGGACAGAUUUAUUUUGCAUGAGAAAAUCUAUAUGUCUUAAGAACAGUUUUAUUUCUAUAACUAUUUCAGUGGCUGUGAAUAUUUUUUUUAAAAGGCUCCACUAUAAGCUUGGUAGCCAAUUGGGUAAAUAUUUGGGGUCCCUAACCAUUUUACAUCAGAAAUCAGUAGUCAUACAACUUUCCUUUCAGAGAUCCAUUGAGUAAUAGUUCUCAAAUAGGAAAUCCUUCUUUUACAAGUAUGGACACACAAGUUACUAGUAUUAGUAUUAUAGUUUAUAGAAUUACAUAGAUCAGAUUCUUGACUAUCAAUUUUCUUGGUUUCUUAGGCUUGAAUUUUCAUAGACAAUUACAGUAGUUCAAUGCCUUUUGAAAGGAAUGUAACUGAAGACUGAGCACAUGACUACUUGUUUCUGUUCUGAAAUAAAAAGGAAGUUAUCGUGCAGAUUACAUACGCAUCAAACCUGAUUUCAAAGGUUAAAUGGAAAGGUAUAUAGGUAAGGUAAUUGAUUAGGAAUGGGGCUGGAGGAGGAGUUUUAGAGAAUUAGUGUACACUUCAAUUUAUGCAUAGAUAAAUUUGGGGGAAUUGGAUGUAUUAUGCAACUGUGAUUUGAGUUGUAUAUUAUGUUAAAUCCUGUUGAGCUUGACCAACUCCUUUACAAAGAUUUUUUUUGGUAUUUAUUACUGUUGCAUGAUUGGAAAUGUUUAAAACAUUGCAAAAAUUUUAGUACAGUGUAAUGUAAUGGUUUUUAUAACCAAUUUUCUUCUGUCUGCAUGUAAUUUGGAUUUCUCAAAUACAUUCAUUGGUUACUCAUCAGUCACAUCAGUCUUCUUUUUGUUCAACUUUCCAAUCUAUAGAAUAUGAUAUCUACUUGAUAGUUUAGCUGUAAAAACAACUAUUUUUGUAAUGUUUUUUGACUAAGAAGCAGCCUCAUAAUAUACAGUUUAUUUUGUGUGUGUGUGUGUGUGUGUGUGUGUGUGUCUAGCCUCAUUAUCACUAUAUAUGCAAUCUGAUGAUUUUGAGAACUAAAUUUUUUAGAGCAAUAAAAUGACUAUGUUAUGUAAACAGUA